Molecule: messenger RNA, 1152 nt
Organism: Guillardia theta CCMP2712
Lineage: Eukaryota; Cryptophyceae; Pyrenomonadales; Geminigeraceae
Exons: 18
Coding region: 1-1152 (383 amino acids)
Biological process (GO): nucleotide transport; folate import into mitochondrion
Molecular function (GO): folic acid transmembrane transporter activity; FAD transmembrane transporter activity
Source: RefSeq, a predicted model, not a curated record
AUGGAGCACAGGAAACAGGGUGGAGGGAAGCGAACGAUUGGGAGAGAAGCGACAGAAGCAUGGUGCCCGCUCGCAGAAGCCGGAAGUAGAUCGGUCAGGGUGGGAGCAGGAGCACAUGACGGGCAGCGAGUUGGACAUACUGUGCAGCAUCUGAGACGGCGAAGUGCGAGGAACGGGCUGAGGAUGAAAUCUGCUGGUCCGGUGGAGGCAUCGCGGAUGCAGGACCCCGGGCAGACACCGACGAGCAAGGCAGGCGUGACAGCAAUCCAGACCGCCAGACAGAGCCUAUCGAAGCAGAUGAAUCUGUCGAGCCAUGCCGUGGCCGGUCUGCUGGCUGGGUUUGUUAGCAGCGUGAUGACCCAUCCACUUGACGUUGUCAAGACAAGAUUCCAGGUGCAAGACGGAGUCAUGAGCUCCGUGCCCAAGUACAAGAGCACCUUCCAUGCACUUGUGACCAUCGUCAGGACAGAGGGCGUGACAACCUUGUAUGCUGGACUGACCCCCAACCUGCUGGGGUCGACUAUCGCGUGGGGCUGCUACUUCUACAGCUACAACUACCUCCGAGGGCUUGCAAGAGCAGACGGUCGGCUGCUCGACUCGCGCGGUCAGUUGGGUCCGCUGGUGAACAUGGCAUGCGCUGCAUGCGCGGGGAUCGGGACUUGUCUCGCCACCAACCCCAUCUGGCUUGUCAAGACGAGACUCCAGCUGCAGUCGGGGGCCGUCAACAAGGCCGGGGCCGCUCCAGGAGCGCAGCAGGCGAUCAGAUACCGAGGGAUGAUCGACGGAUUUCGUCAAGUUAUCAAGAGCGAUGGGUUUUUUGGACUCUACCGCGGACUCGUCCCUUCCUUGUUCCUUGUCUCUCAUGGAGCAAUUCAGUUCAUGGCGUACGAGGAGCUCAAGAAACUUUUCCGCCACUACUGGGAGAAGGGAGACGAUCACCUGCACACGUGGCAGACUCUCUUGACCAGCUCCCUGUCCAAGGUCUUCGCCUCUGCCGUCACCUACCCCAACCAAGUUGUGCGAUCUCGCCUGCAGCAGGUAGACCCGAACCUCUCGCUCGGGAGCUCCAAUCAGGGGGAGGGAAGGUACUACAAGGGAACCGUCGACGUCAUCGUCAAGACUCUGAGGAGGGAGGGGGUGAGCCAACGCUAG